UAUAUAUACAAAUACAAUACAAUCUCUCUAUAUAUAAUAAUCCAUCUAUUCUUUUUAUCAGUUCUACUACUAAUUAAACUCUGAAACUGAAAUUAACUAAAAAUAAAAAGAAAAAAGUUUGGAAUAAGAAAGAUGGCCGAGGUUGUCGUGCAGCUGCAGCAACAUGCUUCGAUCGACGUGGCAAACAACAACAACAACAAAAGUUGCUGCAAAAAUGGACCUGGUUAUGCCACACCCCUUGAUGCUAUGGCUGGUCCUAGAGAGACUCUCAUAUACGUCACUUGUGUAUACACCGGAACAGGAAAGGAGAAGCCAGACUUCUUGGGAACGGUAGACGUGGAUCCUGCCUCAGAAACUUACUCGCAAGUCAUCCAUAGGCUGCCUAUGCCUAAUGUAGGUGAUGAGUUGCAUCAUUCUGGUUGGAAUGCCUGCAGUUCUUGUUAUGGUGAUUCAACAACUUCACGCCGUUACCUUGUUCUCCCUGCUCUUGUGUCCGGUCGAAUAUAUGCUGUUGACACACUAAAAAAUCCACGGGCUCCCACCUUCUAUAAGGCGGUUGAGCCAAGUGAUAUCACAAGCAAAACUGGGCUCGCAUAUCCCCACACCGCACAUUGUCUUGCUUCUGGUGAAAUAAUGGUUUCUUGCCUUGGAGACAGAGAUGGAAAGGCAGAGGGAAAUGGGUUUCUGCUCCUUGACUCAGAUUUCAAUGUGAAAGGAAGAUGGGAGAAGCCUGGGCAUAGUCCAUUGUUUGGUUAUGAUUAUUGGUACCAACCUCGGCACAAGACCAUGAUUAGCACAUCAUGGGGAGCCCCUGCUGCUUUUACCCAGGGAUUCAACCUUCAACAUGUUUCGGAUGGUUUAUAUGGACGUCAUUUGCACGUGUAUAAUUGGCCUGAAGGUGAAUUGAAACAAACAAUUGAUUUGGGCUCAAAUGGACUCCUCCCUUUAGAGAUAAGGUUUUUGCACGACCCGACUAAAGAUACUGGGUUUGUUGGUUGUGCACUAAGUAGCAAUAUGGUCCGUUUUUUCAAGACUUCUGAUGGAUCAUGGAGCCAUGAGGUGGCAAUGGAGGUAAAACCAGUGAAGGUUCAAAACUGGAUUCUACCAGAAAUGCCAGGGCUUAUUACAGAUUUCCUUAUUUCUCUUGAUGAUCGUUUUCUUUAUUUUGUGAACUGGUUACAUGGAGAUAUCAGACAGUAUAAUAUUGAGGACCCUAAGAGUCCUGUUUUGGUUGGUCAAAUAUGGGUUGGUGGGCUGUUUCAGAAAGGAAGCCUAGUAGUUGCUGAGAACAAUGAUGGUACAACUUACCAGAUUGAUGUUCCGGAAGUCAAGGGACACCGAUUGCUAGGAGGACCACAAAUGAUUCAGCUGAGCUUAGACGGGAAACGUUUAUACGUUACAAACUCGUUAUUUAGCAAAUGGGACAAGCAGUUCUAUCCAGAAGUUGUGGAAAAAGGAUCUCACAUGUUGCAGAUUGAUGUGAACACUGAGAAAGGUGGACUUGCUAUUAACCCGAAUUUCUAUGUUGACUUUGGAGCGGAACCAGAUGGCCCUUGCUUGGCUCAUGAAAUGAGAUAUCCAGGUGGUGAUUGCACUUCAGAUAUAUGGAUUUAAAGUUUUAAACCAUUAAUUUGGUCACAUGAACUGACAAAUAAAGCCUCCUUAUGUUACUUGAUUUACGUAUGUAACCUUGGAUUUGUAUGUGCGAGGAAUUUGAGUCCUCAAUUAAAGAGUUGUUAAUCACUAUGAACCCGUGUAUCUUCUGGGAGAUUAAGAAAAGAUAAAGUCAACAAAUAAACCAAACAUCUUUAUAUUCA
Erigeron canadensis is the source of this 1817-nucleotide messenger RNA. RefSeq names its product selenium-binding protein 1-like. The transcript is spliced from 7 exons. NCBI's taxonomy places the organism in Eukaryota, Viridiplantae, Streptophyta, Magnoliopsida, Asterales, Asteraceae. Gene Ontology annotation, molecular function: protein binding; selenium binding. The coding region runs from base 133 to 1614 and encodes 493 amino acids. The record is from RefSeq and is a predicted model, not a curated record.